AUGACGGGCGAAGCGAUCGGACCAAUCAUUGGAGAAGCAUAUUCUGGGUUUCUGUCUAUCUUGGGCAUGAUCGUCCUUGCUGCCCUCAUCAUCUUUCUGCCGGAGACACAGCGCAGCAUAGCUGGCAACGGGAGCAUCCCCCUCUCGGGUUUCCACAAACCCUUUGUCUAUCCGCCCAGAGCCCCAAUGGUAUGGACCGAAGACCGUGAAAAAAAAAAACCAUUCCCCGAAACUUCGCAAAACGAUAUCCUUGAAAAAGGCAUUCAGUCCCUUAGCCUACAUCUUUGA
Penicillium canescens is the source of this 288-nucleotide messenger RNA. Its product is annotated as major facilitator superfamily domain-containing protein. The record is from RefSeq and is a predicted model, not a curated record. Bases 1 to 288 code for a protein of 95 amino acids. The transcript has 2 exons. Lineage: Eukaryota; Fungi; Ascomycota; Eurotiomycetes; Eurotiales; Aspergillaceae.